Tilletiopsis washingtonensis is the source of this 1566-nucleotide messenger RNA. RefSeq names its product phosphoglycerate mutase-like protein. Lineage: Eukaryota; Fungi; Basidiomycota; Exobasidiomycetes; Entylomatales. The record is from RefSeq and is a predicted model, not a curated record. The transcript is spliced from 5 exons. Gene Ontology annotation, molecular function: acid phosphatase activity. The annotation marks the transcript as partial.
GCCACGCCCUCGAGCAAUGCGACGGCGGCGACGGCCUUCCCGACGGACAUUGGCUUCCUGGGCACGACGAUUGCGGGCAGCCCUCCCUUCACCGUGCAGCGCGACACGUUGCUCAACAGCUCCACGCCCAACGCCGCGCUCGGGCCGUCGCCCUACGAGCGGCGCUGGCACGCCACGGACGACGCCUCCAACGGCACGGCGUUCAGCAUCUGGGAGCACAUGGGCAACACGUCGCCCUACGCCUCCUCCAAGCUCUUCCCCGACGCGCAGCGCUUCCAGGAUCUGCCGCCCACGUGCGCCGUGAGCGGCGUGCACAUUCUCCAUCGCCACGGCGCACGCUUCCCUACCAGCUCGACGUCCGAGGGCGCGCCUCUCUUUGGCGCUACGAUUCGCAACGCCACCAAUCUCACCUCUACUGGUCCCCUGUCCUUUCUCAACACGUGGCAAUACCAGCUCGGCGCCGAGCUGCUCGUUCCUGCAGGGCGCAGCCAGCUCUUCGACAGCGGAGUCGCCGCCGCCUUCCGCUACGGCAAGCUGCUCAACGCCUCGCAGGCCAAUGGCGCAAAGCCUGUGCUCCGCACCACCUCGCAGAGCCGCAUCCUCGACAGCGCGCGCUACUGGUCGCUCGGCGCCUUUGGCUGGAACGCGCCCGAGCUGAUCAACCUCGAGGUGCAGAUCGAGGGCGACGGCUUCAACACGAGUCUCGCUAGCUACGACACGUGCAACAACUCGAACACGAUCGACGUCGCGGGCACGUAUCUCGAGCCCCAGUGGCUGAGCAUCUACCUGAAGAACGCGACUCAGCGCCUGCAGCAGUACACCAGCCUCAACCUGACGGCCGAGCUCGUGUACGGCAUGCAGUCUCUCUGUCCCUACGAGACGCAGGCGCUCGGCUUCUCCAACUUCUGCGCGCUGUUCACCGAGGAUGAAUGGCGCGGCUACGACUACUAUCUCUCGCUCCAGUUUGCGGGCUCGUACGGCUUCCUGUCGCCCAGUGGCAAGGCGCAGGGCAUCGGCUACGCGCAGGAGUUGCUUGCUCGUCUGACGAGACAGACGGUGCCGCCGCCCGUGACGACGCAGAACACGACGUUCAGCACCAGCGAGCUCUACAGCCCCUUCAACCAGAGCUUCUACGCAGACUUUACACACGACGACAUCAUCGUCUCGGUGCUGACGGCGCUCAACUACACUCAGUUCGCCGACUAUCUCGACCCGACGGCGCUCCCAUCCGCCUCCAACUUCACCCUCUCUCAAAUCACUCCUUUCUCGGCGCAGCUCGCCUUCGAAAUCAUCGACUGCCAAGCGAACAACGCCACCUCGACGCCCGACGGACCCGCGGCCGAGUCGACGCAGUACCUGCGCACGGUGCUCAACGACGCCGUGGUGCCCAUGGACGCCGACCAGGGCUGCACGACGCCGACGCCCAAUGCGGCCCUGUGCAAGCUGAGCGACUUCAUCGACUACCAGAACCGCACGGCCGUCGCGGCGGCCAACUUCGACAAGGCGUGCUUCGGCGUCAACGGCACCGACUUCUCCAUCACUGGCCCCGUGCGCAACGGCACGGUC